AUGUCUGCCUGGCCUCGGCCUGCCGCGACUCCGGGUUUCCAUCGCAGCUGCACGGUCGACACGUCGCAGAAUGACAUCACGGGCACCGAUGUCUUGACUGUUGUCGUAUUGAACGAAUGCAGAAAAAGGCUCCGAGAACUUAUUGCUCGUCUCCAGAGCGUCGAUGUCGCGGGAGGGGUUACCCCAUCAGGUGACAUGAGCUUCACGCAGACAGGCCAUCAAGAGCGCGAUGUACGGCAAACCAUUGACCCGAGCCAUGCCAGGCUGGGCGUCUUCUCACCAUCUCCUAUCGAUGAGCGAGUCACCGCCAGCCGCACGCAUGUGAUCGAGGACAUUUCGGUGGGUGACUACGGGAUGCAAAUACUGAAACUGCCGGUGGGAGAUCUCUGGACGGCAAAGAGGAUCAAUGUCGGCGAGCGGGCGGUGCAGCUGAUUGGGACGUUCUCGGACAUGUCCAUGCAGAAUUGCCUAGAAAGACUGUGA
Messenger RNA from Emericellopsis cladophorae, 483 nucleotides. RefSeq lists its product as uncharacterized. Bases 1 to 483 code for a protein of 160 amino acids. The transcript has a single exon. The record is from RefSeq and is a predicted model, not a curated record. NCBI's taxonomy places the organism in Eukaryota, Fungi, Ascomycota, Sordariomycetes, Hypocreales, Bionectriaceae.